Messenger RNA from Heteronotia binoei (common prickly gecko), 969 nucleotides. RefSeq names its product palmitoyltransferase ZDHHC3-like. NCBI's taxonomy places the organism in Eukaryota, Metazoa, Chordata, Lepidosauria, Squamata, Gekkonidae. The record is from RefSeq and is a predicted model, not a curated record. Gene Ontology annotation, biological process: peptidyl-L-cysteine S-palmitoylation; protein targeting to membrane. The transcript is spliced from 9 exons. Gene Ontology annotation, cellular component: endoplasmic reticulum; Golgi apparatus. Gene Ontology annotation, molecular function: protein-cysteine S-palmitoyltransferase activity. The coding region runs from base 25 to 945 and encodes 306 amino acids.
CGGAAGUGGGCGCCGGGGGUUGCCAUGGGUGCGGCGGCGGUGGCGGCUGCUGCGGCCGGGGGUCGAUGCAGGUGUUGCGGGAAGGAGCGGUGCCAGGCGGACCCGUGCGGGGUCUUGUGCCUCCUGCUCACCUACCUCAGCGUGGGCUACGCCGACUACGUCGUCCUGGAGCAUGUCCUGCUGCAGCCGGGGUUCCGGGCUAGCCUCUGGUGUCCGUUCCACGCCGUGGCAUUCAACUUCAUUGUCGUCAUGCUGCUGGCCAGUCACACGCGGGCUGUCUUUGCAGACCCAGGCAUGGUCCCACUCCCCGACACUGCCAUUGACUUCUCUGACCUCCGGAGCAGCAGCGGCUCAUCCCACAAGAGCAGCCGGAAUAACGAGGACUGGACGGUGUGCAACCGCUGCGAGACGUACCGACCGCCUAGGGCUCACCACUGCCGCGUCUGCCACCGCUGUGUGCGCCGCAUGGAUCAUCACUGCCCGUGGAUAAACAACUGUGUUGGGGAGCUAAACCAGAAAUACUUCAUCCAGUUUCUCUUCUAUACAGGUUUGGCUAGUCUUUACGCCAUGGGGCUGGUCCUUACCACGUGGCUUUGGCCCCUGGACUCCAAGGGAGCCGAGGGAAGCGCUUCCGGCCACCCCCUCCGGACAGCCCACCGCAUCAUUUUGUUGGUGGAAUCUGUCCUCUUUGGCCUCUUCGUCACAGUCAUAUUCUAUGAUCAGCUGGUUUCCAUCAUCACCGACGAGACCCCGAUCGAGCAGCUGCGCAACCGACUCCGGAAGGAGCCACACCGGGAGGUGGCGCACACGCGGAAGCCCAAGAUCGCCCUUCUGCGAGAGGUCUUCGGCCGUGGCUUCAUGAUCUGCUGGUUCUUCCCGUGCAACUGCAGCUCUCCGUUGGCCAGCGGGCCCUCCUACAGCUACCUGCCCAACUAUGACGUGUGACCUCGUCGCGUCGCUCCCCGGGGG